UAUAAACACAUGUAAUAACAUGAACAAUUAAUGAGAAAUUUUUCUAGUAUUACAGGAUGCUUGGAUCAGGAGAAAUGCUUAAAUUAUUUACAAAUGGCUAAUUUUGAGUUAGAAGUAAAAACGUGGUUUUAUUUAUUUAUAAGAGUGCAAUUUAAUUAUUUUUUGAGAUAGAAAUACAAUCAUAAUAAUUUGUAGCUCCCAUUCAAAAGGUGAACUAAUAGGAGCCACAACCUUCACAGAGUUAAAGAAGAUAAAUCUAAGGGAACUUUGAGCUAGAAUAGUCUUAAACAACUUAAGAAUUAGUUUAAAAAUAUAAGAAUUAUAAAGAGAGUAAACUUGACGAAGAUCCUGGAUUAGUCUCUGGAGUUUGGAAAAUAGCUAAGGCUCUAUGUAUUAAUCGUUUCUUAUUUUGAUAGUUACUAAAAAUUAAAAUUAUGGCGAAGAUUUUUAGAAACACAUACAAUCAAAAAAGGUAAAAAUAGAAAUCAAAUUCGAAAUGGGUUCAUUUUAAGAUAACAUUAAAAUAGCCUCAGACAAAAUGCAUCCACUUUUUGUAUAUGUCCAUGAUGUUUCAUGCUUGAAAAUCUUGCAAACUAUGUUUUAAUGCAAAUCUUUUGUAUCAAUAGUGAAUAGAUACUUCCUCAGCUACGCUUUUAUCGCUAAUAAGGAUACCUUAGCGUAGUUACCUACUUAAAAUAUUGAAAUUCCAUCUAUUCUAAUAUAUAGAAUAAAUUUUAUUGAUGAAGUUAGUUUAGUCAAAUAAAUCAAGUUAUUUCCUUAAUCCAAUUUCGAGGAACUGGCUGUAGAUAUAAAAUCAAUAAGAUCUGCUAUUAGUAAGAUUAGUGCAUAGGAGAAAUUAGCGAAAAGAUUGGUUGAUAGUCCUGAAUAGAUUCAUUAAAGUUAAAUUGAUAGAUUUAGACAGAAACAAUUGGAUAUGGAAAUAAGAAGAUAAUAAGAAAUCGAAUAAAGGGAAAGGGAGGAAUUAUUAUAAAAGUAGGAUUUUGAAUAUAUGAUGGCCUUACAAUAAGCAGAUGAAAAAAAGAAGAAAAUUAAUGAUGAAAAAUUAAAAUAGGAAUAACUAAUAUAAGAACAAUAAGAAGAAGAAGUAUUACAAAAAUAGUAUAUUUAGGAACAACGCUAAUUUUUAAAGGCUACAUUACUCUCAGGUUUACCUUAAGAACCAAAAGAAAAUUGUAUAACCAUUUAAUUUAGAUUUUUUGAUAAGGUCAUUACUAGGAACUUUAAUUUCACUGAUAAGAUAUAGGUAAUUAAAAUAUUAAUUUAGUUUAUUUUUGAUUUUGUAAUGUGUCAAGAUGAUUAGCUCUUUCUUAACCCAAAGGCAGAUGUUGAUUUAAUCUAAAAUUUUCCUAAGCUCUCUUUAUUCGAUAAAAAAGACAUGUUAAUUUAGGAGAUCUUCAAUGAUUCAACUGGAGAGUAGUUAAUUAUUUUAGAAAAGGAAUGA
Paramecium octaurelia is the source of this 1462-nucleotide messenger RNA. NCBI's taxonomy places the organism in Eukaryota, Ciliophora, Oligohymenophorea, Peniculida, Parameciidae. The record is from the annotation of a GenBank genome assembly.